This is a messenger RNA of Rhopilema esculentum, 2651 nucleotides long. Its product is annotated as RUN and FYVE domain-containing protein 2. NCBI's taxonomy places the organism in Eukaryota, Metazoa, Cnidaria, Scyphozoa, Rhizostomeae, Rhizostomatidae. Gene Ontology annotation, cellular component: cytoplasm. Gene Ontology annotation, molecular function: metal ion binding. The record is from RefSeq and is a predicted model, not a curated record.
UUUAACAACAAUCAAAAUGGCAACUCAAAAUGUAGGAGACAAAAGUAACCAUUUGCUUGAUCAAAGUACAGAUACAAUGCUGGUUUCAUCAGCUAGAGAAAGGACUAUGUCAUCCUCUAUACAGCAGCAACUGGAUUUAGAUCCGAAGUGGAAGAUAGAGCGAAGUAAUCUGUUGAACAUUGCGAAAAUUUGCAUCAAAACAUUGAUUGACGCUUCCCUAAAAAAUGGUCGAACUUUGAGUGAUGAUUUCACUCCACUUCAUCAAUUCUUUGUUGUGAUGGAGCAUGUAUUUAGACAUGGCUUGAAGGGGAAACGAAGUCUUCUUGGCACAAGAAAAGAUUUCUGGGGACUUCUUGAAUCUAUGGAGCAUAAACUGACAACACUUAAAGAUAUGAUGACAAGCAUUAGAAAUUUGCCUUUAAUCAAGACAAAUAUAGGAAAAGGCAGAGCUUGGUUAAGGUUGGCAUUGAUGCAAAAAGUGUUAGCAGAGCAGGUCCAGACAUUUAUUGAAGACAAGAAUGAUUUGAAAGAGUGGUAUGAACAGUAUUCAAUGAUGCUCAACGAGGAGAGCAUUGUCAUUAGUGGCCUUCUUGUUGGUCUUAAUGUUAUUGAUUGCAACUUUGAUUUAAAAGGAGAAAACCUAGAUACGGCUACUGGUAUAAUAGAUAUGAGUUUAUAUCUGCGUGAUGGAAACUAUCUUGAAAAAACUUUUGAAGAUGGCAACGGCGGAGGCACUGAUCAAAAGUUAGAAAUAAUUCUUGAUCAGAAAGCUUACUUAGAAGAGCUCAAUCGCAGUCUUAAUGACUCAGCCUCAAAGCUUCAAAAUAGAAUAAAUGAACUUCAAGAAGAAAACAAGCGUAUUCAAGAUGAGCUUUCUUCGCUAAAUGAAAAAUAUUCGGGAGUCCUGGACGAGAAAGAGAUUAUAAAGAGCGAAAAUGAAAGACUACAAAAUGAUCACCUUAAACGCUUGCAGUUGGCUCAAGCAGAUAUAAACAUAGAACGGGAAACAUAUCAACAGUCAAGAACUGGCCUAAAUGAAAUGUACCUUCAAAUAAAGAGACAGUAUCAGACGGAAGCUGACCAUCGAAAGGAGCUCCAGCAAGAUUUACAUGUUCAAUUGGCAAUGAAUCAAGAGAAAGAGGUAGCAAUGCGGCUACUCGAGAAGGACGUGUAUGACAAGCAAGACACGCUUAUUUCGUUACGAAAGCAGUUGGAAGACGUCAAGAAAAUGAACAUUGACUUGAACGAGAAACUCAAGAAAAACGUGGAAGAGCUAAAAGCUCGCUCUGUUGAAUGGAACAAUAUGUCAAAGAAAGUACAAAGUCUGGCGAUGCAAAACGAAGAACUAAAAAGUCGAAUUAGCGAAGCGGACGCUGCGAGGGCGGAGGCGCUGGAGACACUCUCACAAAUGGGAUUUAAGAUGGGAGACAUCGAGUCUGAAAGACAUACGUUAGAGAUGAAUUUAAAGAUCGAGAGGGAAUGGCGCAGUGGUAUUCAAACGGAUUUAGAACAGGAAAAAGAGCGGGUUAGAAGCCUUGAGAAAGAACUGCUUCAGCUGAAGAUACUGCAAGAGGAAAACGUAUCACUGAAAUCUCAACUGAAAGAAAUUGGAGCAAAAUACGCUGAGCAGGAGUCUACGUUGGUUGAAAUGGCUGAUAAACUAACCAAAUCUCAACUUCACGUCGACGACAUGAAAGAAGCCACAGCAGUUAUGAAGGAUCAAGUUUGGAAGGAUGACAAGUCGGUUGUCAAUUGCCAACAGUGCGAACAACCAUUUUCUGUCGCGAGGAGAAAGCACCACUGUCGUAACUGCGGAGGAAUCUUUUGCAACAGCUGUUCAGAUAACACAAUGCCGCUGCCCUCUUCAGCCAAGCCCGUCAGAGUUUGUGACACGUGCCUCGACAAGCUGCUCGCUAGGUAUAAAGCCAGUUAACAUAAACUAAUUGCAAUGUCACGCAGGUGAUGAUCCGCACCUAGGCAGCCCUGAAUUCUUUGAAAUGGAGAUAGAGCGCACUACUAGAGGGAUUUUUAUCAAUUAAUACAAAAUUUCAAUCGCAGUCAAAUAGUUGAGUUUAAUUUGUAUAAUUGACUUUGUAGUUAGUUAAUGGUACGCAGUUUGUUUUAUACAGGGGAAUACGUAUGAACGAGUUUCUAAUUCAGCAUAUUUGAACACAUAACCUGCGCAGUCAAUUUGCGAAAUUUGAGCUUUUGCUGCCUACUAGCGCGUGGUGAUUUUGCCUAGCCUGGCUACGAAAGCCUCAGCUUCAUUUAACUCCCAGUUAUUUAGGCUCUAGUACCCAGGGUGGAUAGAUUUUGCCAUGAACAAUACAUGAUAAGCGUUGCAGCAUGAGUAUAAGACUAAAUAAGCUAGAAUUGGCUUAUAAGAAAAGGGUUUGGGCGACCGCCGACCAUACAUCCUGAAGUAGCUUUUUAGAAUCGCAAGCCAAAUCAAAGGGUUGGCCUACUAGUAAGUGCUCCACUUUUUGUUUUAAUACUUUUUCGUAAGAGUAUGGUUUUGAGGGAUGUGUACUAAAUUUUUUUGAUUUUCUAUGUUGUUGCAAAUUGAUAAUUGAAAAACAAUUAACAAAGAAAUUGUAUCCUACAGAACAAUAACUUUAAUAUAUAUAUUCAUAUAUGGUAUUCAAAAUUCA